Messenger RNA from Symbiodinium natans, 1560 nucleotides. Lineage: Eukaryota; Dinophyceae; Suessiales; Symbiodiniaceae. The record is from the annotation of a GenBank genome assembly.
AUGGCAGCCGCAGUUGUGCUGACAGUCCUUGGCGCGUUGAUUGCAGUGGGAACGGAUGCUUGGAAGCUCGACUUUUGCCCCGAUUUCCAGAAGGUCCAGGAGGGCACGCUGUUGCUGGAACAUGCGCUUGCUGGCAAACAUCUAACCUUCGGCAUGCCACUUUGGGACCAGACGGACCCAACUGGGUUUAAGUGGAAGAAUGGGCAGCCAAGCGUACUGGAACAUGAUGCAGAUGUCACCGACCUGGUCAAGGGCUUGCAUGUUUCGAUCCUCGAAGCGGUGGCGAAGCAUGCGAACUUCACAUACACCAUUCGCGUCAACACGAAAGACCUCCCCGGUUCGAGUCAGUGGCUUCUCAGUGAAGCUCACAAUUAUGAUAUCGUCUUGGGCUCAUGGACAGACAGCCUGAAACGCCGUCAAGCAGGCUAUCUCCAGCCGUACCCGUUGGUCAAGAAGGAUCCCCGUUUGAUUGUGCUGAAGCAGAUUGAAGACCCUCCUUUGCAAGAUGUCAUUUUGACCUUCCUCAAGCCUUUCUCAACCAACUUGUGGGUGACACUUCUUGUGUGUGGCAUUGUGACAGCUGGGUUCAUGUGGCUCUUUGAGACCUCCCAGGUGUCGAUUGAGGAGGGCGGCGAGGUUGAAAUGUCGAUCGAUCGGGAGGGAGCGCUGAAGUCGAUGUGGCUGUCCGGUCUACAGUUUACGGGAGGGGGGGGCUACGCCCCAGUAACGGCCUGGGGCCGGCUGCUUUUGCUGUCUUGGAGCUUCGUGAUCAUGGUGGUUGUGGCAGCUUACACAGCAAACUUGGCCACCUUCCUCAUCGUGCAGCAGAAAGCAACAGCAACACUGUCCUCGUUCGAAGAUGCCCAGGAACAGCGCGCCACCAUUUGCUCAAGAAUGAAGUGGUCAAUUGGUGAGAUCGUUGAAGACAGAGCUAAUGGUUUGAUCCGCUUUGUGGAUGUGACCACUGCAAAUGCAUCUCAAGUCCGCAAGGCCUUGGAUGAAGGGAAGUGCCAAGCUUAUGUUUCCUAUGACGACAUUGGCCAGCUGUACCUGAGCCAAAAAAGUUUCAAUGCUGGCUGCAAAUAUGGCUUCGUGGGUGGGGCAAUCGAGCCCUUGAUCGGUGGAUGGCCCAUGUCUGUUAUUUCCCUUGGUUGUCCCCUUCUGCUCCUCACCUCAUUGGCGGUUGCUAUGAAGGUACUCGACCAGCAAGGUGCCCUGCAGGAGAUCUGGGACACCUUUGCCACAAGCUUGGCAGACAUGGAGGCUUGCAGCAAGCCCGAGGUGGCCGACGACGGCUCCAUGGGUGUCCGUGAGAUGAUGGGCGUGCUCUUCGUGCACACGGUCUUCUUAGGGGUGGCUGGAGCUGCCUGGUAUUACUACAAGAACAAGGAAGGCAACGACGCCGCGUCGAGGCCCUUGACUCGAUGCUUCCAAGACGACGAGGAGGAGUCGGCGUCCAACAGCGCGGAAGAGGAGAAGUGGGGCCAGUUCGACAGAGCCUACAACGAAGCCUUCGAAGCGCUGCAGCGGAUGAAGCAGUUCAGGGAGGCAUCUUCGUGA